Messenger RNA from Alternaria ventricosa, 1584 nucleotides. RefSeq lists its product as uncharacterized. The transcript is spliced from 3 exons. Bases 1 to 1584 code for a protein of 527 amino acids. Lineage: Eukaryota; Fungi; Ascomycota; Dothideomycetes; Pleosporales; Pleosporaceae. Gene Ontology annotation, biological process: retrograde protein transport, ER to cytosol; endoplasmic reticulum unfolded protein response. Gene Ontology annotation, cellular component: endoplasmic reticulum lumen. The record is from RefSeq and is a predicted model, not a curated record.
AUGAGAGGCAUUUGGGCACUUCCAGCGGUUUUGCGCAUCGCGCUGGCGAACCAGCAUGCGUUCAGCGUGUUCGACGAUCUGCUCGCUUUCCCACAGUAUGAGGUUCUGUGGCCAGACACUUUCGUUACCGAAAACGAUGCGACGCUUCUCCUCUCCCACGGAUCACCCAGCUCGAGCUCUGCAACACCCGGCUCGCAAGAGACGCAGGAACUCUCGAAACGCGAUAAGCCGGCAGCGAACAUACCACCCGUAGAUGAUGCGCUCGAACAGACAUACGAAGCAGUCGUGCUGCACGGACAGCGUUACAUAUGCAGCAUACCCAUAAUACCAGAAGAGGUACCGCAGAAUGACACAACAUCAGCCGAGGAAGCCAAAGCCGAGGAAGAGAAGGAGCUCAUACGCGCAGCAGACCGCGGGUGGGAGCUACUCGAAGGCAUGAAGGGCAACUGCAUCUACUAUGUGAGCGGCUGGUGGAGCUACAGCUUCUGCUACAAGGACGAAGUCAAGCAGUUCCACCAGCUGCCACAAAGUCGAGGUGUUCCCCAUUACCCACCUGUGGAGGACACGAGCGUACACAGCUUCGUAUUGGGAAGGUACCCGAAGGAGGAGAAGACCAAGAAAGCGGACGCGCGCAAGACACUAGGCAACGAAGAGGGCAGCAAGGAGGCUUUUGAUGAGGCUAACAUGGCCGACGAUGACGAGAAGGGCCUGGAGAUCUCGAGACUAGAGACCAAGGGGUCCAGCAGAUAUAUGGUGCAGCGGCUGUCCGAUGGUACUGAGUGCGACUUGACGGGUAAGCCGCGCAAGAUCGAUGUACAGUUCCACUGCAACCCGCAGUCUGCCGACCGAAUCGCCAUGAUCAAAGAAACAAGCACCUGCUCCUACCUCAUGAUCGUCGACACGCCCCGCCUCUGCCACGACGUCGCCUUCACCCCACCACAAGAAAACCUCGCACAUCCUAUAACCUGUGAACCCGUCAUUCCAGAGUCUGAAGUAGACGCAUGGACAGAAGCACAGCUAUCCGCCAAGCUGGCCGCGGCCGAACGUCUCAUCGCUGCCCACAACGCUGCCGACGACGCCAACACGAACCCGCUCCGCGAUCUCGCCGACGGCCUCGAGGGCUCUACCAAGCGCAUUGUCAUUGGCGGCAUUGAAGUCGGCGCAAAGUCGUUUGUGGGAAGCGAAGGCAAGGUGAUUGAGAAAUCCGUCGUCGUCGGCGGAGGCAAGGAGACAUUUAUCGGCACCGUAGCGAGUAGCGACGGCAAGCAGAUGUCCAAGGAAGAGAUGAAGAAGCUCAACAUUGCCGAUCCCAAGGAUGUCGAGACCUUAAAAGCCAAUCUGAGGAAGCUGGCUGGCAAGAAGGGAUGGAAGCUGGACCUUGUGGACACACCAAGGGGCAGGGAGUUUAGAGGUAUCAUCGAUACCGAAGAUCAGGAUACUGAGAAGACGAAGAAGAAGUCAACGAAGAACAAAGAUGGCGAUAGUGCGGGGAUGGGCAAGGAGAAGGAACAUGAGGUUGAACAAGGCGAUGAGGAUGAAGAGAUGCAGGAGGGGAGUGAGGAGGUAUACAAAGAUGAGCUUUAA